CCGAGGGAGGGAAACUUACGCUGACGAAGCCUACAACCUGCAAUACAGGCACCCAUAGGCUCACGCCAACAACAGCAGACAUGACUAUGAAGACUCUGGUGGCUCUGCUGCUGCUCUGUCUGUGUGAUCCUGGACAGAGCGACUGCCAGACAGACUGCCUGUCCUGCAGCAACUUCCUGCCAGAACAGCUCAGUUUCAACACCAUGGUGUGUCUCAUUGAGUGUGAAGGAAGCAUCUCCCCAGCCUUCUCCUGGGACCUCUGUCGUAAGGUGCUGUCGUCUCCAGGGUCCUCCCUCAGUGGUAUGCUGCGGAAAAGAUCUCAGGAGGAGGUGGAGGCCCUGUUUCCUGAGGAGGAGGAGCAGGUGGAGGGAGGUCUGUUGCUGCCCAUAGCAUUGCAGAGGUUCGAUCAGGUGACCAAGGCGCUCGAUGUGGACGAGAGGGAUCUGGGUGGCAAAGGCAGCCAGCUGAACGAUGCCUACAAUUCCCAGAAUACUGUGUCCCUCGAGGAUGAGUAUGAAGAGCAAGAAGGGCAGGAAGAAGGGAAUGCUGACAUGGCAGCAAGAGGAAAGAGUGAUGUAGGGUUGAGCUUCUCCAAGAGAUUCGGUGGCUUCGUCAAAGGGAGGCACAGCUACAGGAAGCUGAUGUCUCCGGGAAGAUCGUACCAGAAGAGAUAUGGUGGCUUCAUCGGCAUAAGGAAGUCGGCCCGCAAGUGGAACAACCAAAAACGUUUCAGCGAGUUUCUGAAGCAGUAUCUGGGCAUGAGCAGCCGGGCCACUGAGUUCAACAGUGUGUCAGAGGACCUCACCCAACAGAAUGAAAUUUAGCAGAUUGCACCUUUAAGCCAACGACAUAAAACAGAUGUAUUUUCACUUUCCUUGUUUUGUAUUUUAAUCACCAACGGGUCAAACUCUAACUGGUGUCACCAAAGUUGACCUCUUUAAAACUUAAUAAUUUACCAAAAAGUGAAAAUUCCAGUGGAGUAAGUAAAAACACUGGGUCCCCCCUGAAACUCACAUGGCUGUACCAGUUAAACAAUCAUGUUUUAUUUGAUCAUUGCUGCACUUUAUGAAACUUGAACAAAGCUCCCUAAGUGGGAAUUCUGGUGUAUUUUACAGCUAAAUAAAGGAUUUAUUUCAAUGUUUCGUGUAAUCUACGAGUUAAGUCACCAAUAACAAGGUCCCCUGUAUCGUGCAGUAGCUUUAUUUAGACAACCAUUUCUGUGCUGGGUCAUGUGUAAAAAGUGCCAAAUUUUCUUACAUGGAGGCCUCUGGUUGUGUGUGGGGGGAGGGGGGAAUUGGGUGUUUGAAAAAUGUAGAAGAACCUCCAUUAUUAAGUUUACCAGGAAAACCACCAGGAAAAAGACAAAUACCAGUGUUUUUAAUGUUUUGGCAUUUUGGUUAGGUAAUAUAGAAUAUAAUGUUUGUGAUUUGUGUUAAAUAAAUGAAAACAUGCAAAAACACACUGAUUUAUCACUGUGCCAAAAACAUGUCACCUGGGACAGGUUUAAGCAGAAGAUAUCUCCCUAAGUUUAGUGCAAUGAUGAAUGGACACACUACACAACACUUAAUGUUCAUGCAUUAUACAAAAAACUAUCUGUCUGCCAAACUGACGAUAUGUAAAAAUGGGCUUCAUCUCUGACUGGCUCCUGUGUCCAGAUGCCACAUUCAUGUAUGUAAAAACAGUAUUUGAUAUUUUGCUGUUAACUGUAACAGUGUGAAAUGUUUUUGUUGCCCAUUAUGAGAACUGUAAAUAGCUGAAUUUAAUGUCAAUAAAAAUAGUUUGCUAUUUCGUUUGUGACCUGUCA
Molecule: messenger RNA, 1804 nt
Organism: Paralichthys olivaceus (Japanese flounder)
Lineage: Eukaryota; Metazoa; Chordata; Actinopteri; Pleuronectiformes; Paralichthyidae
Gene: pnoca
Product: prepronociceptin a
Biological process (GO): chemical synaptic transmission; sensory perception; neuropeptide signaling pathway
Cellular component (GO): neuronal cell body; plasma membrane; dendrite
Molecular function (GO): opioid receptor binding
Source: RefSeq, a predicted model, not a curated record